AUGAGUAAUCAAAAGCACUAUUGCCCUGAAUGUGAUCAAAGGCUGACCGAUAACUCUUGGUGGUGUAAAUCAUGUCAACAACGACACUUUAAAGAAAAUUUUGAUAAUUGGACAACUGGAGACAAGAAUAUCGACGAAUUCAUAAGGCAAACUCAAAUGGAAGCUGAAGAAUGUAAUCAAUAUCUGGAGUGGAUCCCUUUUUCCGCUUUUAUCAAUGUUAAUAAAUCUGAAAUUUCUGAGGUUGGCACCUUGUUCACUGCUAAUUGGGCAAAAGGUCCUGCAGAUACUUGGGAUCAUGCGGAGGGCCAAUUUGUUACGAAAAGAGGGUUUCUUAAAGUUGGCUUGACUUCUCUUGGUGAUUCUGCUUCGCUUUUUUUGAAAGAGCUUAAAAUACAUUUCUAUUCUCGAAAUAACAAUGGUCUCAUCCUGCGCCUUCUCGGCGUGACGCGUGAAUCUGUGACUAACAACUUUAUGAUGGUCGCCGAAACUGUCGAAUGGGAUUUGCGUCAUUAUGUUUCUCAUCACUUUGUUCGUCUCACGUGGGUAAAUAAAAUAGCAAUCCUGCAUGCUAUUGCGUGUGCUCUCGAAAAUUUAAAAAGUGAUCAAGUGCAAGCAAGAUAUGAUAAUAACAAUACUAUUAAAUCUCACAUAGAGAUUCCACUUAAUGAACUAGGAUUAGGUGAAGGAAAAGAUAUGAUUCCUGUAAUUGGAUAUUAUAGAUAUGACCUCUUACCUUAUAUUGCGCCAGAAAUCCUCGAUGGCGAAAAGUAUUCUCCCAAAAAGAGAGUUAAACGAGUGUUGCUUAAAGGGUUGAACCCUGAUCCCGGUAGGAUGAUAGCCCCUCCAAAAAUUCACCCUCAAGCGAUUUACACUAGCAGGUUGUUAAAAUUUCCGGCGCUUCCCCUACCGAAGAAUAACCAAAGAACACCGAAAAGGUCUCAGUCUUACAGUGAACAUGACAAUGGACGCACGCAAAUCAGUCCACAGGAUUUGGCCUCGAUUCUUGUGCGCGAUGAAAGUGAUCUCAUGCAACGCCGUCAAUAUUAUCCUGAGCCAGGAAAUGAACAAACCGAUGAAGAUGUUUUGAAACAAUACGAACUUUCUAUCCCUAAUAAUUUGAAUCCUUUGAACAAUACCACCGACGAUGAAAAUAAAACCCACGAAAAUAACGAUGGUAAAGAGGAUCCCUUACCUGAUCUAGAGAAUACUACGUAUAACUCAUCUUCAAAAUCAGAGUGA
Molecule: messenger RNA, 1239 nt
Organism: Acaulospora colombiana
Lineage: Eukaryota; Fungi; Glomeromycota; Glomeromycetes; Diversisporales; Acaulosporaceae
Source: the annotation of a GenBank genome assembly